Messenger RNA from Candidula unifasciata, 419 nucleotides. Lineage: Eukaryota; Metazoa; Mollusca; Gastropoda; Stylommatophora; Geomitridae. The record is from the annotation of a GenBank genome assembly.
AUGAAACCGGCCAGUUACGACGGAAAAUUCAAGAUUUACAAUUGCAGCUGAAAGAGGCAACAAGCACCAACAGCCAGCUUAAUCUCGUGGUGGCUGGGCUUGAAAAAAGUGUCAAAGGCAACAGUCGUGCUAUUGGAUUGCUUCAAUCAGAGCAGGAAACGUUGAUGGAAAGGUUCAAGGGUGUAACUGCCCAACUUGAGCAACAAGUGCAAAGCCUCCACCAAUUCCUUAACAUACUUGAGGUUUUCCUUUCAAGGACACGAACUGCACUUUUCAGAUCUUACAAAGUCUUGGGAAAACUUGUUCCAAGUAGUACACUAUGCAGCGAAUACUUUGCCCUGCUUGGUGCAUUAGAAUGCUACCGAGUUCAUUUAGAAGUCUUCUCUAGUGUGGCACACCAGCAGAGGCCUACAAGAUAA